AUGGAGAUUGUGGAGCACUGCUGCGUCACCGUGGAGGGACAGAACAGUGCGGUCACGGAGAUGCAGAGGCGUUACAACAUGCUGGAUGAGGCCCGCGCACGAGAGGCCGAACGUGCUUCGAGGGCGGAAGCCGAGGCCGAGCGGGCCAGACUGGAAGCAGCGGCAGCUUUUGCCACGAUCGGUGCUACCAGCGAGGGUUGGCAGACCGUCAACUGA
Molecule: messenger RNA, 216 nt
Organism: Arctia plantaginis
Lineage: Eukaryota; Metazoa; Arthropoda; Insecta; Lepidoptera; Erebidae
Source: the annotation of a GenBank genome assembly